Molecule: messenger RNA, 1411 nt
Organism: Arachis stenosperma
Lineage: Eukaryota; Viridiplantae; Streptophyta; Magnoliopsida; Fabales; Fabaceae
Product: transcription termination factor MTERF5, chloroplastic-like
Exons: 1
Coding region: 88-1182 (364 amino acids)
Biological process (GO): regulation of DNA-templated transcription; chloroplast organization
Cellular component (GO): chloroplast
Molecular function (GO): double-stranded DNA binding
Source: RefSeq, a predicted model, not a curated record
UGCCGUUGGGUUUGAAGGGUUAGGGUUUUUUAAUGGCAAUUUCUGGUUCUGAAGCUCCUCCGAAUUGAUUGAAUCCUGAUUAUCUUUAUGAUGUUCAUAUCUCGAUUAGGAAGAGCUACUGUGUACCCAUUUGCAUCUGCAACCCAAAAAUGCCACCUUUUUCUUUUCCAACACUCACACUUGAUCUCAACCACUUCCCAACCAGUAUCUUGUGGAUUCUCCCAAGAAUCUGCUCUCAAAUUAUUCAGCAAGGUUCGUUUCAAUUCCAUCAGACCCAGCAAGGCCGAUUCAGUCAUCGCAUUUUUCAGAACCCACGGUUUCUCAGAUGCCCAAAUCACCAAAAUAACAACUAGGGUACCGGCUCUCCUACGCUGUAACCCUAACAAAAGGAUUUUACCAAAGUUACAAUUUUUAGCCUCCAAAGGUGCUUCUAACUCUGACAUUCUCCGAAUUGUAACUGGCUACCCCGAAUUACUGCUUCUUGGCCUCAAGAACGGUAUAGUUCCUGCUUUUGAUUUGAUUAGGAGGUUCUUAUCCUCUGAUGAAAAAACCAUGAAUUGUGUAAUUUCAUCCCCUGCAUCCAUGGGUCACUUCUAUGUAAGCAAGAAUGUGAAAUUGCUUCUUGAUGAGGGCUUAACUCAUUCCCACAUUAAGCGCUUGCUUCAAUGCAGGCCUUCAAUAUUAUCCACUUCUACUUUGUGGAAAACUGUGGCAGAAGUGAAGAAAUUAGGGAUUGAUCCUUCUUUGAUGAAUUUCAGUGUGGCAUUGAUGGCUAAGAAGGCUGUGGCGAAAUCCGGGUGGGAUGCCAAAGUUGAAGCCUGUAAGACUUGGGGCUGGUCGGAGGAACAAUUUUCCGAUGUGUUUAGGAAGCAUGCGCAGUUUAUGCUUCGGUCCGAAAAGAAAAUCAUAGCAGUCAUGAGCUUUUGGGUUGGUAAGCUUGGUUGGGAUCCUUCGGUGCUGUGCGUGGCGCCGGUAAUCUUUGGAUUGAGCUUGGAAGAAAGGAUUAUUCCAAGGGCUUUGGUUGUGCAGUAUCUUCUCUCCAAAGGUUUGAUGAAGAAGGAUGCUAGCUUAGCUACACCAUUUUAUCUGACUGACAAGAAGUUCCUGGAAAGAUAUGUGACACGUUUCGAGAAGCAUCAUUCAUCUCAGCUAUUAAAGCUAUUACAUAGCAAAACAUGUUAGCAUUUGAUUGAACUGUCAUUUCUUCAGUUAGAAUCUUUGUAUACCUUGACACAGUUGUAGACUCUUGAUAAUAGUGAUGCAAGAGUUGCAGUGAUUGUUUUAGAAUUUUUAUGUGAAAUGAAGUGAUUAGUGCCUUUGUAAUAAAUUUGGAGAAAGGUUAGCCUUGUUACUGGCUGACUUGUAUGAAAGGAAGAAGGGGAUAAUGUGGAUUCUAUUGUUACCUUGAUGA